Zophobas morio is the source of this 640-nucleotide messenger RNA. Its product is annotated as succinate dehydrogenase assembly factor 2-A, mitochondrial-like. Lineage: Eukaryota; Metazoa; Arthropoda; Insecta; Coleoptera; Tenebrionidae. Gene Ontology annotation, biological process: mitochondrial electron transport, succinate to ubiquinone; tricarboxylic acid cycle; mitochondrial respiratory chain complex II assembly. The record is from RefSeq and is a predicted model, not a curated record. Gene Ontology annotation, cellular component: mitochondrion. Bases 107 to 556 code for a protein of 149 amino acids. The transcript is spliced from 4 exons.
ACGCCACUGGUAAUUCUACCCACUUAUUUGACAUUUUAACAAUUUUUGUGCACCUCCUAUUUAAAAAUUAACGAGUACUGAGUUAGUACUCGGGGGUGUUCCCACCAUGAAUUCACUAAAAUUCUUCACCAAGUCAGUAUUGAGACCGACGUACAGACUUCACGCUGUUACGCAGAGACAUGCAAAUUCAGGUUCUGUCGUAGACCCCCCUGAAGACCCAAAUAUUUUAAUUCCGAAACCGAAACAACGUGACAAUGAGCCUCUGGAGCAACGUAAAGCAAGGCUUCUCUACCAAUCUCGCAAACGUGGAAUGCUAGAAAACGAUCUCCUUCUGAGUACUUUUAUAAACAAGCAUUUAAAUAGUUUCACAGAGACGCAAUUAGAAAAAUAUGACAACCUUAUAAAUGGGCCUUCUAAUGAUUGGGAUAUUUAUUAUUGGGCGACCGAAAUAAAAGAAACACCUGAAGAGUAUCAGCAUGAAGUGAUGGACAUGCUGAAGUUGCAUGUUAAAAACUUGAACCGGGAACAAAGACUGAGGCAGCCUGACUUGAAGUAAAAAUGAUGUAUAUGUAUUUUGGCUAGUCUAUUUAUUGAUAAAAUAAACUGUUAGGCGAUUUGUUGAAUAAAUAUUAAAAAAAUA